Apus apus (common swift) is the source of this 3308-nucleotide messenger RNA. It is a transcript of the gene PAQR3, whose product is annotated as progestin and adipoQ receptor family member 3. Gene Ontology annotation, molecular function: signaling receptor activity. The coding region runs from base 15 to 950 and encodes 311 amino acids. The transcript is spliced from 7 exons. The record is from RefSeq and is a predicted model, not a curated record. NCBI's taxonomy places the organism in Eukaryota, Metazoa, Chordata, Aves, Apodiformes, Apodidae. Gene Ontology annotation, cellular component: membrane.
GCGGGGCGGUCAGGAUGCAGCAGAAGCUGCUGCGGAGCGCGCACUCCAUCGAGCUGGGCGGCUACCAGUACUGGCCGGUGCUGGUGCCCCGCGGCAUCCGCCUCUACACCUACGAGCAGAUCCCCGUCUUCCUGAAGGACAACCCUUACAUCACCGACGGCUACCGGGCCUACCUGCCCUCCCGCCUUUGCCUCAGGAGCCUCUUCAUCCUCUCCAACGAGACCGUCAACAUCUGGAGCCACCUGCUCGGCUUCGUCCUCUUCUUCACGCUGGGGAUCUACGACCUGACGGCCGUUCUGCCCGCCGCCGGCGCCUCCCGGGAGGACUUUGUCAUCUGCUCCGUCUGCCUCUUCUGCUUCCAGGUCUGCAUGCUCUGCUCAGUUGGGUAUCACCUGUUCUGCUGCCACCGCUCCGAGAAGACCAGCCGGCGCUGGAUGGCCUUGGACUACGCAGGCAUUUCCAUUGGGAUCCUGGGCUGCUACGUGUCUGGGGUGUUUUAUGCAUUUUAUUGUAACAAUUACUGGCGUCAGGUGUAUUUAAUCACUGUGCUGGCAAUGAUCUUGGCAGUGUUUUUUGCUCAGAUUCACCCCAGUUACCUCACCCAGCAGUGGCACAGGCUGCGUUCCAUCAUCUUUUGCUCAGUGUCUGGAUAUGGAAUUAUUCCCACCAUCCACUGGGUUUGGCUCAACGGCGGCGUCGGGGCAUCUAUUGUACAGGAGUUUGCUCCACGGGUAGUUGUCAUGUACUUCAUCGCUGCUGUAGCUUUUCUCUUCUAUAUUUCCAAAGUUCCAGAGAGAUACUUCCCAGGACAGCUGAACUACCUCGGCUCAAGCCACCAAGUGUGGCACAUCCUUGCAGUGGUGAUGCUGUAUUGGUGGCAUCAAUCCAUGGUGUACAUCAUGCAAUACAGACACAGCAAGCCCUGUCCUGAGUACAUCACAGACUUGUGAGUGAAGAGGCAUUGCCAUGAAAUUCCUGACUUCGAGGGUCUGAUGAGCUAUGAAGUUAAGCACUGAGGCAGUUGCCUUUCUGGAGGUCUGGGCUGUUCCCUGCUUUCUGGGAUGAUAAAGAGUUUUGAAAAUACCGACAGCAUUGCCCAGGAUCUGACCUUCAUUUCCUGUUCUGCAAUCAAGUACAAAACAGGACUCCCUGCAGUGGGACAGCAGAGAGGUGGGCUGUGGGACUCAGUGUUGGGAUCACAGCAGCAUUUGUUUGGCUUGGGAAUCACAACAGAAGUAAGAACCUUUGCAAAGCUCAUGCAUGUGCAUAAUUAAGAAACAGCUCCUGACAGGGGGCUUGUAGAGUUACUGUGGGACCUGGUUUGGGAUCUAAACCACAGCUGGACUGCACAUUGGAUCCUUCAGCCUUUGGCUGAUGUGCUUACACAUCAGCAUUGUGACACUAACAUAUAAAAUUGCAGAAUUGCCUUGGUUGGAAAAGACCUUCAAGAUCAUCAAUUCCAACUGUUAACCUAACGGUGACAAGUCCUUAACUAAACAAUAUCCCUAAGUACUAUGUCUGUAUCACUCUUAAAUACCUCCAGUGGACUCUUUUUACUUCCCUGGACAAGCUCUUUUUCUGGAAGGUAAAAGCACGUGUCAUCCCCUAUGACUUUCUCUUCCUUUCAGAUCUUAAAAAAUUGCCCCCUUCUCCCAAUAUGGGCAGUGCCAUCACUUCAAAUACUUUGUCUAGAUUCCUCUGGCAAUUUGGAAUUAGUAUUCUAAAAUAUUUCAGGAGUAGCACUAAGCCUGUAUGUUCAUGUUUGCUACUAUCUUGCAAACAGUGGAGCUGCUAAGAAUUUUUUUUAAAGUGACUUUUGUUUAAUGGGAGGAAAUAACACCCCCCAAGUAGUGAACCUGCCGUGGAUUCAAAUCACUGAACUUUGGCCUUUUACUUUGUGCUGUGUUGUACUGUACCUGCAGACUUUGUUCCUGAAAGGGACUGAUGGCCACAAGAUCCCCACAGGAAAAAGGCUGCCCUGUGUUUGAGAAUCCGUCCUGAAACCAUCUCUUACAACCUCAAUGCUGGGGAGACAAAAUGCACAGAUUAUUAAAUAGCUGUAGCUCAGCAUGAUUAACCUCAGUGGGUGCCAUUUUUUCAAACAGGAUUGUAGCUAGCUGGAAUUUUUGGGUUAGAAUCAACAUUUUCUGAGUGGCUUCCAUGUAGCAGCUGUGCUCGUGUUUACAGCAGCGUUGAGCAGCAGCAGGUAACACUGCUGCUUUGCUUGCCUCAAGAUGCUGUUAUGACUUAAUCCCAACUGGUUCAAUUUUGGGGCCAGAGCUGUUGAAGAACGUGCCUGCAUCUGCACAGCUCACAUUGGAGAGGAGAGACAUCCCAACACCCCUCCUUGGACCACAGGCCAAACCUUCUGUUCAGGGUUACAAACUGUCCAAGCUGAUCACACUUCAGCCCCACCUUACCCGCAGCCUUCCACAGGGGCCUUCCUGGCUUCUUCUCUCCUGGCCUCGUGACAACCAGCUCAGCACACACCAGGGGAGCCUGGCAAGGUUUCAAAGCCCUCAUCUUACCCCCCAGGCCAGCUGCAGCAGGCACGAGAAGCCUGUGAUGAAAUGUGGGCCUUGCUAAUGCUGCUGUGCUGCUGCCACUCCUCUCGGGCAGGGUUUCCCCGGGAUGGGGUGUAGAGUACACAGAAGGGGAGAGGCUGGCUGCUGCCAGUGCCCUCCUUGGGGUGGGCAGGCUGCUCCCUGGGCCUGGCCCUGGGCCAGGAGUGUCCUAAGGAGCUGGGGGACAGUGAUGGACACAGGCUGCAGGGCACCAGUUCCCUGUGCUGGGAGUGAUGCUGCCUGGCUGUUAAGUAGAGGGGGUGGGCUUGGCUUAUUUUGUUUCCCCAACUCUACUAACAAGUAGUGGCAAGAACUGACUUUGCAUUUAAGACUCAACUCCCAGACCUUUGGGCCUUUCAGUGUACACACCGUUUUGGUUUUUUGUUUUUUUUUUUUUUUUUCUUCUUUUAAACUUGACAGCCAAGCAAGUUUCAAAGUGCACUAAUUAACUACUACUGAAGCCUGACAAGGAACCUGUGAGUAUUUAAGUUUGUUUCCAGUGUUGUGUGGACAAUACUAUUUGAAGAAUGUGUGUUUGUGUACUGAAAGCACACUUGACUUUCUAGUUUGCUAAUGUAUUGGUUUUUUUAAUGUAAACUAACUACUGUAGCAGUUUCCACUGGGUAAGGAAACUGGCUGCAAAGCUCUAUGCUUUUAUUACCCUGACAAAAUUUAUCAAGCUGCAUGAUGGUCUUCUAUGUAUAUACUGAACCUGUAAAUAAAUUUCAGUUCAUUUGCUGUUUA